UUACAGAGAGAGUUGGCCAGCAUUUCAUUUCAUUUUGUUUAGGAGCUGGCAGUGAAGCAAAGCACUGGAAACUGCUUUCCCAGUUAAUCCAGUCUGUUGCAUGACGACCAUCAAAUACGAGUGGCCCAUCAUAUCAUAUCAAGCACUCACGAAGGGACUCUCCAAGAUGAUGCUGAAGGUAGAUAGGGUACUGUGAUUUUCUUAGAGCAAACUUUGGGUGCAGAUGCAGUGCUGAGACAUCACGUAGCUGCGAAGAUGGGGACCUACUCCAAUAGAAAUCCUAUGAUACCUGAAGCUACAGCAGGGGCGUCUGUUCCACAUUUUACCUGGUUUUAUCCCGGGAGUUUUCUCUCUGCAUCAAAAACCAGCUCAAAUCCUUUUCAAGGAGUCCAAUUAAACGCGCAACCUAGUCUUCCUGUUGGCCCCAUUCGAACCAUUGCUGUCACACCUGAACCGGUGAACGAUAUCGACUCAGCAACUAAACCUGCCAAAGGUAGAAAACUUAAGAAUUCUGUGAAGGGUUCUAACCAGGUUGCAUCUAAGGUUUUCAGACCAAAGCAAACCAAAAAGACUCCUAAAACGACAAAGGGAAAAAGUAUGCCUGAAGGAAAACGAGAAAAGAAGAUUCUGAAUAAUAUUCAUAUGGAGAAAGCAGACUUUGAUUUCUCCAGGGUGCCUCCUCCAUACUGUUCUUGUACAGGUGUUGCCAGAUUGUGCUACAAAUGGGGAGCUGGUGGAUGGCAAUCUUCAUGUUGCACCAUUAACCUAUCAGAGUAUCCUCUGCCCAUGAGUUCUACAAGACCUGGGGCUCGUGUGGCUGGGAGGAAGAUGAGCAACGGAGCAUAUGGGAAACUUCUACUGAGACUUGCAGCUGAGGGUUGUGAUCUUACUCAUCCAGUUGACUUGAAGGACCAUUGGGCAAGACACGGUACCAACAAGUUUGUUAUAAUCAAGUAGAGCUGUGGAGAAAAGGGUAGUUAAAUAUUUGUUAGUUGCUAUCAUUAUUCCCAUGUUUUCUUGUAGAUCUAGUUUAUUGAUGAAUCAUAGUUAAUCAAAUUAAGUAUCUGUAUAUUAGUUUCUCUGAAGUUUUCUAGAAUCUAGAACUUAUUUGGAACAAAAUGCUGCUUCAAAUAGUGAGAAUUCUUCUUAUAACUUCACUUUCUUGCU
This is a messenger RNA of Juglans regia (Persian walnut), 1167 nucleotides long. RefSeq names its product protein BASIC PENTACYSTEINE7-like. The record is from RefSeq and is a predicted model, not a curated record. Bases 256 to 957 code for a protein of 233 amino acids. Gene Ontology annotation, cellular component: nucleus. The transcript is spliced from 3 exons. Gene Ontology annotation, biological process: response to ethylene. Gene Ontology annotation, molecular function: DNA-binding transcription factor activity; sequence-specific DNA binding. NCBI's taxonomy places the organism in Eukaryota, Viridiplantae, Streptophyta, Magnoliopsida, Fagales, Juglandaceae.